UAUAGUACACUUAAAAACGAAAAAAAAAUCCCAAAAUCCCCAAAAAUAACACUCGUGAUCUAUUAAACAAAAAGGCAGACAAUUUAAAAGCAUACAGAAAAAGAAACUACGAUGUUGCAUGCCAUGCUACAAUUUUCAUUUCGUUUAAAUUCGAUUUUACUUUAAACGAUGGAUCGUCGUGCUUUAAAAGUUUAUUCAAGAAGAACAGCGGCUACAAGUGAAAAUACGACAACGACGACAACCAACUCAUAUCUGCCAACACAACCCUUAAAAGAUAAUUCUAAUAUAAGAAUUAUUAAAGUCAAUGCGGAACAAGCACACUUAAUUGAACAACAAAAACAACAACAACAACUUGUUUCCGGUACAACAACCAACCCCAAUAAUAACUGUAACAGUACCCCCUUGACAAAUACAACCUGUAAGAGCACCGGCUCUCCAACUUCGGCUACUAUUGUUAGUAUUAACGGUACUCAUAAGCCAAACAAUAACGGGAAUUGUAAUAAUAACGAACGUCCGCUUAAGUGCUUAGAGACAUUGGCACAAAAGGCUGGUAUCACAUUUGACGAAAAAUACGAUUUUGCUUCACCGCCACAUCCAGGUAGUGCAAGCGGUGGCAGUGUAACGUAUUCAAUCGCUACGACUGCAACACAGCCCAGUGUUUCAGCUACUGGUUUAACGGGCCACGCGAAAAGCUUCACACUGGAGAAAGCACAGAGUCCAGCGCAACAAGUGGCACCCGGAGCGGUGCCACUGCAAAUAUCUCCCGAACAACUACAGCAACUUCAGCAAUUGCAUCAAUUGCAACAUGGUUCCCCAUUUGCAGCAAUACAAGUAAAACAAGAAUUUCCGACUCACACUACCACGGCAACUUUAACCGGGCCUUCUGGAGCUGGUACCGAACUAAAACAUUCUUGUCUAUUGGAUGCAGCCACUGCCCAAGGUCAAUUGCAACAGAUGCAAAUGCAAUUAGCUGCCGCUGCUGCUGAUGCUGGUGGAGGAGGUACUCCUAACAGUCCAGCCACUCAACAAACGCCCAGCAGUGCUGCAGCGGCAGUAGCCGCUAUGCAACAACAUUCCACCACAAUUAGCACUAUGUCCCCAAUGCAGUUAGCCACAACUACCGGGCAGGUAGCUGCAGCUGGAGAUUGGGCACAAGGGCGCACGGUUCAAUUGAUGCAACCGUCCACCGGUUUUUUGUACCCUCACAUGCUGGUACCGGGUAAUCUAAUUCAAUCUGGUCUCGGCCAACAGCCUAUACAAGUUAUCACUGCGGGCAAACCUUUCCAGGGUGGUGCCCCACAAAUGAUUACAACAACACAGAACACCAAGCAAAUGGCUAUAGGCGGUAACACUGGAUUUCCUAGUGGUACCACUUAUGCCAUACCGUCUAGCCAGUCACCGCAAACACUACUUUUUUCUCCUGUUAAUGUGAUUUCUCAAUCGCCUCAACCACAAAAUAUAUUGCAAGCUAUGGCAGCUGCCUCUAAUGCUCAACAGCAACAACAACAGCAGCAGCAGCAAAAGGGAGCAAUCGAAUCUCAGAAAAACAUGCAGCCAAAAGUAAUGCAAAAGCUAACUACGACGACCACAAAUUCUGUACAGUCAGCGGCUACGGGAGGUGUUGGUCAGCAACAGCAACAACCAACAACUCAACAGUGCGUACAAGUCAAUACUCAGACUGGCAUGCCGACAGGAACAACUCAAAUAAUUAGUCCUCUGCAAGGAACAACGGGUGCACCGCAGCCGUUGCAAAUCAAUGCAGCGCCAUGGGUUCAAAGUGUACCAUUUUGGCCAAACGGUUUGCAACAGUUGCAAAAUCCUAUCAUUAUAAGGGGUACUCAACCUGAUGGUACUCAAGGCGUGUUUAUACAACAGCCAACGGGACAGACCCUGCAGGCGCAGCAACCAAAUCAAAUUACUCUCCAGUGUAAUGUGACACAGGCGGCCACUAAAGCACGAAAUCAAUUGGAACAGAUUACAAAACAACAGCAACAGUCUGCAGGCACAGCGCAGCAAGUUGUUCAACAGCAACAACCUACCACGACUCAAUUACAACAAGUGCAACAGCAUCCGCAUCAGCAAGUGGCUGCGGCGACGGCAGCUGUAGCCGCCCAGCAACAACAACAGCAACAACAAGCAGUCGUUGCUGCGCAUUUGCAAGCAGCUGCUGUCCUUUCGCAGAGAACACCGGCAGCUCAGAUGGCAAUGGCACAAAAUGGCAAUACUCAGAUACGUCCCGCAUCUUCAGUGUCCACACAAACUGCACAAAAUCAAAGUUUACUCAAGCAAAAAAUGCGCACGAAACAGCAGAAUGUCCGUCCAGCAUUACCUACAAUUAAAACAGACGCGACGAGCUUGCAGCAGCAACAAGUAGGAAAAGCGCAGGCAGCUGCAGUGACAGGGUUGCAACAGCAAAUAUCCGCGGCAAUGGCUGCACAGCAGCAGCAACAAUCACAUACACAACCAACGAUGCAUCAAGUUGUCACAUCAGCGGGCAAUAAAAUGGUGGUCAUGAGUGCUGGCACCCCAAUCACCAUACAGAAUGGACAAUUGCAACAAGCCGUAGAUAAACAACAGCAACAACAACAACAGCAGUUACAAUUACAGCAACUGCAAAAGCAACAGCAACAGCAGCAGGCUUUCCUACAGCAACAGUUUCUACAGCAGCAAAUAGCGCAAAUACAAGCUGCACAACAGCAGCAAUUACAGCAAGCCGCUCAGCAACAGCAACAGCAAUCGCAAACGACGCAAGUGACCCAAACUCAACCGCAAAUACAAUUACAAGUUGGUCCGCAAACUUUCAUUACAGCGCAACAACAGCAACAAUUACAAAAUCAAUUAUUGCAACAGCAACAACAGCAAUUGCAACAACAACGUGAACAACAACAACAGCAACAGAAUAUCAAUUAUCAGAUUGUUGUACAACAACAGGCUGCGGCACCCCAGCAGCAACAGCAACAGCAACAACAACAGCAACAGGCGCAACAACAUCAACAACCGCAACAGCAACUAACUCAGCAAAUUACGACUGUGCCAUUUUCAGUUUCCUCAUCCACACCGGCUUCCAUAGCUAGCUCGUUACAACAACAUGUCGCAUAUCAUACCAAGACCAGUAAUUCACUGCCUACCACAUCUAUGGUAACUCUUUCUCAGCAAAGUGGUCCUUUGGUCACAAGUACUGUACAUCAACAACAACUAAUAGCUUCAGCAUUGGCAGCAUCACAGCAACAGCAGCAGCAGCAGCAGCAGCAACAGCAACAACAACAACAACAACAACAACAGCAGCAGCAAUUACAUCAGCAGCAACAAAGUCAACAAUUAGCAACAGUAAAUCAACAACAAUCACAAACUUUAGCCACCUCUCAAGCAGUCAUGCCGCCCCCAUCAUCUCCGGCUCAAAAUCCUAUAUUGGCAAUGGCUUCAAUGAUGAAUGCGGCUGCCGGUGGGGGAUCAGCAACAUUAACAUCAACUUCUUCCGUAUCGUCGGUUGGUACCACUAUCACUACCACUACUGUUCCUACAAGUAUAGCGUCGUCGUCUAUGAGUCAUCAGAAUACUGCCUCUGCAUCUUUACCCAGCACUCCCAAUAAAGUUGCAGCGGAACAAGUCAAAGCCGUAUCUAGCGCACCUAAUACACCGACCAGCGCUGCUCUGACUGUGAGCUUGAGCGCUCCCAGUACACCUUCCAGCUGCAAUGAAUCCAAUCAGAAGGAAACACCGCCAAAGGUGAUUGGGACAGAAGCAAAUAGAAUUUCCUCGUCAGAAAUCACUUUGACCACCACCACAUUGGUGUCUUCAAUGGCAACGGGCACUCCGACCACAGCAAAUAAUAAUUCUCUACCAGAAAUACCCCAACAAAUUGUUACACCUAUAGAUACAACACCGGUGUCCGAAACGUCGAGUGAACAUCAGUUGACAACAAAAACGCAACAAAUACAGGCGUCGACAACAAGCCCGGUUACAGUUGCAGCUAAUACACCGGAAAAUUCAACAUCUCCCGCAAAGUCUAUCAAAGCUACCAGUGAAUCUGAUUCUUCAAUGACAUCAACUGCAAUUGUCGUCUCGACUACGCCAGAAGAUACCGGUUUAUUGGCAAGCGUAGGUACAACAAUUGCUACCAAUACUGCUCCCGUAAUUGCAACUAGUUCAGUAGCGUCAACUACGAGCAACAGUGCAUUCGUAAGUAACAAUAUAAGCACGACUACGAGCACCACAACUACGAAUACCAUUAAUAUGAAAUCGAUUAGCACCACGUCGGUACCGUCGAAAACGACAACAGGUGCCAAUGUAAUUAAAGCUGAAAAGGAUUUACCGAAGGCAAUGAUUAAACCGAACGUUUUAACGCAUGUCAUCGAUGGCUUUAUCAUUCAGGAGGCUAACGAACCAUUUCCUGUAACCCGACAACGUUACACAGAUAGGGAAACCAGCGAUGAACCGCCAAAGAAAAAAUUGGCAUUGGAUGACGGUACUAUUAACAAUAAUAACAACAAUAGCUUGUCUUCAGAUCUAUUAACAUCCGAUAUGGUAGCUUGUGAACAAUGUGGCAAACCCGAGCAUAAAGCCAAAUUAAAAAAGAAACGUUUCUGUUCGCCAUCGUGUGCUCGUCUAGCUAAAAACUCAGCUGGGGAACAAGGUUUAGGUCAGGUUGUUCAACAACAAUCAGUUGACAAUAGUCUAAAUAAUGCAAAUAUAACUGCCAUCGUUACAAGUGACAAUAUAAAUGGUAACAAUUUAGAUUUAAAUACCAAUAAUUUGGUAACGGCUAACAUUGGUGUAAAUGUGGAAAAAAUGCAAACUGAAUCGAGCAGUAAUAGCGCGUCGACCAUGGUAGCUCCCAAUUUUGCAAAUAACAAUUUAUCUGCCAACAAUUUACCCAUCACAAUGACUACGUCUGUUAGUGAAGUGGGUGCAGUUCCUCAAAUAUCCACAGCUCCUAUUGUAGAGAAUACGCCUCAAAUGGCUAAUUGGUCUGUAGCGGAUGUCUGUGAAUUUAUUAAAAAUUUACCCGGUUGCAGUGAUUAUGUCGAUGAUUUUGAGCAGCAAGAAAUUGAUGGCCAAGCUUUACUAUUACUUAAAGAGAAUCAUUUGGUUAAUGCCAUGGGCAUGAAAUUGGGUCCGGCUCUUAAAAUCGUUGCCAAAGUUGAAUCUAUGAAAGAAGUGACGACAGCAGCAUUAAAUGCCGCCAAUAAUUCUCCAAAUGAAAAUAAUCAACAAUAGAUGCUAGUAAAAUGCGCGCUGCUGUUGGGAGAUGAGAAACUGUGAAAAUGAAAUUAAAUAAUUUUGUUGAAAUUUUUUUUUUUUUUUUUUUUUUUUUUUUUGCUAUUUUGCUUAGAUAACAAUCGCGUCUAUCUUGCAUUUGAUAUAAUCGAGAAAUCUAUGAUGAUGGGUGAUGGUCGCUAUUAAAAAAGAUCUUCCCCCUUGUACAUAUAUACAUUGAAAUAAUGAAAGUGUAAAGAUAUGCUUCGUUUUUAUGUGUAUUAUAAAAACAAGAAAAAAUUAUAUUAGAAAUAUUGAAAAAAUUUCAUAACAACAACUUGUA
Glossina fuscipes is the source of this 5539-nucleotide messenger RNA. RefSeq names its product polyhomeotic-proximal chromatin protein. NCBI's taxonomy places the organism in Eukaryota, Metazoa, Arthropoda, Insecta, Diptera, Glossinidae. The record is from RefSeq and is a predicted model, not a curated record. Gene Ontology annotation, molecular function: zinc ion binding; protein binding. Bases 169 to 5217 code for a protein of 1682 amino acids. The transcript has 5 exons. Gene Ontology annotation, cellular component: nucleus.